AUGGCAAUAGUCUCCGCGCCUCGGCUGGUAGCGUGCUUGCUGAUCCUAGCGGUCGGAUUCAGCCACGUGGCGGGCAUCCGGUUCGAGGUGACGGCGUAUAGCAAGUGUCUCGGCGAGGAGGUUCAGGAGGGGACUCUUGUUGUCGCGACGUACCAAGUGGUGCCGAGCGGCGAGAGUAGCCCUCUCACCAAGAUCACCGCUAAGGUGACGUCCCCGUUUGGGCGGCAGCUGCACUGGCAGAGUGACGUGGAGGAGGGGCACUUCGGAUUCACGGCCAAGGAGUCGGGGCAGUUCAUGGCUUGCUUCUGGAUGCCACAUGGCACUCCAGGCAAGGAUUCCCUCAUGGUGGACCUGGAGUGGCGGUCAGGCGUGGCAGCCAAGGACUGGGAGAGCAUAGCGAAGAAGGAGAAGAUCGAUGGCAUGGGGCUGGAGCUGAGGAAGCUGGAUGAAACAGUGAGGGCCAUCCGAGAUGAAAUGACCUACUUCCGGGGGAGCCUUGCUCCCUUCGCUGCACCGCUAUCAGCAAGUUUCGCUGCAGGCCAAUGGCGUGGCUCCUCCCAGUUUCUCGGCGAUUCCAUCGGCACCAGCUCAUUUGUAUCUGCUAUAUGGCGUAACGCGGGGUGGGACAGCUCGCUGACCCUCACCAGCCAGAGAAGCACGCCGAUCCUCCCCAAAACAGAGGCAGCUGGCUGGACUCGAAAAGGAGGCAAGUCAGCAGGAGGCAGCGGCGGCAAGACAGCCAAGCCCAAGGCCAAGUCGUGGAAAGAACGCCACGAGAAGUUCGUAAAGCCGUUUAUUCUUGACGUGUACAUUUCCAAGCGUUACGCCCUGUUGACGGACGAGGCAGUAGCAGCAGUAGCGGCGCUGCUCCCUCCCGUGGCCAGGGGCAGCCUCCCUGCCGUGUGCUCGUGGGCUGAUGCGAUUGCGCACACCAAGGGGUGGGCCUGGUCCGCGCCUCUGCACUACAUUGAUACCCCUGACUUCGCUUGUUCCUACGAUGAACGCCGUGAUUGUGCCUUCGCCCGUCACCCUAAUGUGUGCGCCGCUAACGCGAUCACCGAUUACACCUCCCACUGCAUCACCUACUCUUCGAUUCCACUCCCUCUCUCCCCUUCCCUCCCUCUCCUCUCCCCCACUUCCUCCUCACAGGCGAUUGUGCCUUCGCCCAUCACCCUGGAGUGUGCGCUAUCAUCAACUACACAUCCCAGCGCGUCACCUGCUCUUCCAUUCCACUCCCUCCCUCCCCCUCCCUCCCUCCCCCUCCCUCCCUCCCCUCUCCCCCACUUGCUCCUAGCAGGCGAUUGCGCCUUCGCCCAUCACCCCGGAGCGAUUGCGCCUUCGCCCAUCACCCCGGAGUGCGAUUGCGCCUUCGCCCAUCACCCCGGAGUGUGCGUUGCCAACGCUAUCAUCAACUACACAUCCCAGCUCCUCACUUACACUCCACAUUCCUCCACACAGCUCCAUUCUUCUCUCCAUCAUUCCAUCCCCACAUCCUCCCCCCAAUCCGCCUCUCCCUUCAAGCCUGCCAUUUUCACCACCUCCCCUCACCGCCGGAGUCUCCUUUUCAGAGGGGUAUAUGAGACAGAAUCUGGGGUGCUGGGGGGUGGUGAGGAGGAGGGAGACGGACAAGUGGGAGCAGGGGAGGAGGGUGAAGAGGAAGAGGAUAUGGUGCGGGUGGUAAAGGGAGUGGUUGGAGACGGUGCGUGGAGUGCAGCUCCUGCUGCUGCUGGUGCUGCUGCUGCUGGUGCUGCUGCUGCUGCCAGUGGUGCUGCUAGUGAGCAACAAGCAGCACUGGAUGUGGGGUCCAUAAGACGCUACAACCUGACAGAGGCACUCAUGUUCCUCGCGCACUUUGCAGGGGACGUGCACCAGGUGAGCUAUUAUCGGUUAGUAUGCCAAUCAGGUGUGGGACAUAUACAUCAUAGCCUUGGCCAUCCACCUGCGCUGAACCAGCCUGCUGCUGCAUCACACCGUUCCUCAUGCCUUCAGGGUCCUUCACCUUCCCCACCCCUCUCCACCCUUCUCCACCGCUCUCCACGCCAGGUGUGGGACAGCUUUAUCAUAGAUUCGGCCAUCCACCGGCGCUACAACGGCAGCAGCACCGCCAUGCUGCAUCACAUCGCCCACCAACUCGCCUCCGACUGGCCGCCCCUCAUCCCUGCCUGGGCCUCCUGCCCUGGAGACGUUCUUUCUCCUGCUGCUGCUGCUGCUGCUGCUGCUGCUGCUGCUGCUGCUGCUGCUGCUGCUGCUAGUGCUUCUGGUGUUUCUGAUGAUGCUCAAAUCUCAUCGCAUCUUUCUCCUGCUCAGGCUGCUGCCUGCCCAGCUGUAUAUGCCAUGGAGAGUGCAAAGGAUGCAUGCAAGUGGGCCUAUUGCAACGCGACACCUGGAGCUGUGCUUGGAGAUGAGUACUUCGAUUCGCGCCUGCCCAUAGUGGAGAUGCGCAUUGCCAUGGGUGGGGUGCGCCUUGCUCGUAUUCUCAACCACAUCUUUGCUGCUCUUAGGCCUGAACAGUAA
This is a messenger RNA of Closterium sp. NIES-65, 2514 nucleotides long. The record is from the annotation of a GenBank genome assembly. NCBI's taxonomy places the organism in Eukaryota, Viridiplantae, Streptophyta, Zygnematophyceae, Desmidiales, Closteriaceae.